Molecule: messenger RNA, 948 nt
Organism: Ipomoea nil (Japanese morning glory)
Lineage: Eukaryota; Viridiplantae; Streptophyta; Magnoliopsida; Solanales; Convolvulaceae
Exons: 1
Coding region: 1-948 (315 amino acids)
Source: RefSeq, a predicted model, not a curated record
AUGGCUGCUCAGGAGAUUGUAGACCAGUGUGCUAACCUGACCUUGGCGGAUGUUGAGGAUGAGGACCUGGCUGUCCGUGUUCCCUACGUACCAGACGCGAACGAACCGGCGGAGGAGGGGUUUUUUGCGGUGGGAAGGGUGCUCACAAACCGGGCUGUUCGCUUUGCUUACUUUCAAGACACCAUGGCAGGUGUGUGGCAGGCAGCCAUGGGUGUGAACAUGCGUGAGCUUCAACCCCGAAGGUUUCUUUUUCGUUUUUAUCACAAAGCUGAUCUUCUGCGUAUACUGAGUGAGGGUCCGUGGGCAUAUGAACAGAGUUUGUUGGUGAUGAAGAGGCUGGAGUUGGGGGAGGAUCCGGAAAUUGUCCAAUUGGAUCAUGCGGAAUUCUGGGUUCAAAUACAUGCUUUGCCGAUAGGGUUCCGUUCGGAGUCGGUCGUUAAUGCAAUUGGCUCGUUUUUGGGGAGGGUGGUACAGGCUGAUGAAAGGAAUUUUGAUGGGUCCUUGAGAACGUAUUACCGUAUUCGGGUGUCGCUGGACAUCACCAAGGCACUCAAGAAGCAGAUGAAGUUAAAACAGGGUGUCGGGAGUUGGGCUAUUAUUGAUUUUAGGUAUGAACGAUUACCUACCUUUUGUUUUUUGUGCGGGUUGAUUGGGCAUGGGGACAGGCAUUGUAGGCUUGCAUUGGAACGUCAUGAUCCAAAAGCUAAGAAGCCUUAUGGUGCUUGGUUGCGGGCGACAUCUCGCCGGGAACCGCCGUUGGUGAAUAUGGGAUGGAUACCACCUGAAACUGCUGCUGAGCGGAAAUCUUGGAAAUCGUCGGCUAUGGGGGGUGAGGCUGGUUACAGUGGUGUUGUUGGGGGGUUUUGGGCAGUGGGGUGGUUACGGAAAAGGGCAGUGGGGGUGAUGUGGGACGAGGCAGUGAGGGUGUUGUGGGGCAUGGCAGUGUAA